GGUUGACAUGUCUUGUUUUGAAAAUAUCACCGGAUGUUGUUGCUUAUCUCGCAUCGCUAGCUCGACUUUAAUGCUAAACAGGAGAACACGCAUAACGUCUGGUGACUUUUUCCUGUGCAACUGAACUACUCCAGUGGUCGGGAAUUCGUUUUUACAGUCUUAUGAUAAACAAAGAUAUUUAAGGACAGACAUGGCGCUCACAGAUGCUGACGUAAAGAAACAGAUCAAGCACAUGAUGGGCUUCAUCGAGCAGGAGGCCGGGGAGAAGGUGGAGGAGAUCGACGCAAAGGCGGAGGAAGAGUUCAACAUCGAAAAGGGGCGUCUGGUGCAGACCCAGAGGGUGAAGAUCAUGCAAUACUACGAGAAGAAGGAGAAGCAGAUCGAACAACACAAGAAAAUCAAGAUGUCUAACCUGACCAACCAAGCGAGGCUGAAGGUGCUGACGGCCCGCGACAACAUGAUCACGGACUUGUUGAAUGAGGCCCGUCAAAGACUUGCAGAGAUUGCCAAGGACCCUGCGAGUUACGCUUCCUUACUGGAGGGCCUGGUGCUUCAGGGUUUCUAUCAACUGCUGGAACCUAAGGUGACCAUCCGCUGCCGACAGCAGGAUGUGGAAACGGUUCAGGCCGCAGUAAAUAAGAACAUCCAUAUCUACAAAGAGACGCUGAAGAGCAACAUAGUCGUCCAAAUCGACCAGGAGCGCUUUCUUCCAUCAGAGAUCUGCGGAGGGAUCGAAGUGUACAACGACAACAGGAAGAUCAAGGUUUCCAACACUUUGGAGAACAGGCUUGAGCUGAUGGCACAGCAGAUGAUGCCUGAGAUCCGAGUGGACUUGUUUGGAGCCAAUCCCAACCGCAGGUUCACGGAUUAACAGUGGAUUGGAAGAGCGCUGUGUGUGAACCUUGAGGGCCACCAAAGAGCUUCAUCACAAGUCUUACAAUCCCUUACCAUUCAGGGUAUGGGAGGCUACUGCUGUGUUAAUAUGUCUUCUUUUUCAUUUUUGCACUUAUUGACUACAUGAUAUUAUUUAUGUGCCCUUUAUUUCACCUUUAAAUAUACCCGUUCCAAUUGUUUUGGAAAAUCUGUUACUCUUUGAUACUUUAUUUAGGAAAUCAAAGCUUUAUAAUUAGGUCACCAAAUAUACAAAUAUUCCUCACAUGCCUAGUCAAUUUUUUUUUUUUUACAGUAAAGCCUAUGUGGUUGGUUAUAAGGCAUGUUUGCCCAACAAUUCCUUUUUCUGUUUGAUUGCGUGUGCGUUCGGACAGAAAAAGAAAUGUCCAUCAUGGUUGUGAAGCUUCUAACAUAAACAAAAACA
Molecule: messenger RNA, 1315 nt
Organism: Pungitius pungitius (ninespine stickleback)
Lineage: Eukaryota; Metazoa; Chordata; Actinopteri; Perciformes; Gasterosteidae
Gene: atp6v1e1a
Product: ATPase H+ transporting V1 subunit E1a
Exons: 9
Coding region: 191-871 (226 amino acids)
Biological process (GO): proton transmembrane transport
Cellular component (GO): proton-transporting two-sector ATPase complex, catalytic domain
Molecular function (GO): proton-transporting ATPase activity, rotational mechanism
Source: RefSeq, a predicted model, not a curated record